AAUUUGUCUUGCAGUGCCGACUGAAACGUUUUUACUCUGUGAAAUAGAAGAGGUAACGGCAAUGGAGUUAAUAAAAAAGAGAGGCAAUAAAUGCAAAAGAUGAGAGUGAGAAACAAGUAAGGGAGGAGCUGAGGCGGGGAAGGAGACCGGGUGGGGCAGAGUCACACGUUUUACGCAGGCAAUUCCAUGUGCCCACAUGGAUAAUUGGAGCGACCGUGGCAAUUUUGCGGAGCCAAGAAACAGCAACGCCAACAUCAUCAAACGACAACUCAAACGCCCACAACCAUAUCUCGCUCAACGCUUCUAAAUUCCCCCUCUUUUCACGCUCCUCCAUUCCCCCCACAACUUACACUGCACAAAGAUGAAGGAAGCUAGUGAUGGGUUCGUCAGGGCGGAUCAGAUUGAUCUCAAGAGCAUCGAUGAGCAGCUCGAGCGCCACCUCAGCAAGGUGCUCAUGAAGCAGAAGGAGGACGACGAUUCCGCCUCUGAUCAUGCUCGUCACUCUAGCUCCUUUGCCACCGCCGCUAAGUUCAAAGGUGUCGCCGGAACUGCUGCUUCUGGCGGUGCUCCCACCUUCAAGAAGCAGCGCCAGGACUGGGAAAUUGACCCUUCUAACCUCAUCAUCAAGAGUGUCAUAGCUCGCGGCACUUUCGGCACUGUCCACCGUGGCAUCUACGAUGGCCAAGAUGUUGCCGUUAAAAUGCUGGACUGGGGUGAAGAGGGGCACCGGACAGAGGCUGAAAUUAAUGCACUCAGGUCGGCAUUUACGCAAGAAGUUGCUGUUUGGCAUAAACUUCAACAUCCUAAUGUCACAAAGUUUAUAGGGGCGACAAUGGGGUCUUCAGAAUUACAGAUACAGACUGACAAUGGUCUAAUUAGCAUGCCAAGCAAUAUCUGCUGUGUAGUUGUAGAGUAUCUUGCUGGAGGUACGCUGAAAUCUUUCCUAAUAAAGAAUAGGAGGAGGAAGUUAGCUUUUAAGGUUGUCAUCCAGCUGGCACUUGAUCUUGCAAGAGGGCUGAGUUAUCUUCACUCUCAGAAGGUUGUCCACAGAGAUGUAAAGACAGAGAACAUGCUGUUGGAUAAGACGCGCACUGUUAAAAUUGCUGAUUUUGGGGUUGCUCGUGUUGAAGCGUCAAAUCCUAAUGACAUGACUGGGGAGACUGGUACCCUUGGUUACAUGGCUCCUGAGGUUCUGAAUGGCAACCCCUAUAACAGGAAAUGUGAUGUGUACAGUUUUGGCAUCUGUUUGUGGGAAAUAUAUUGUUGUGACAUGCCAUAUCCUGACUUAAGUUUCUCAGAGAUUACUUCAGCUGUUGUUCGCCAGAAUCUGAGACCAGAAAUACCAAGAUGUUGCCCAAGUUCUCUGGCAAAUGUAAUGAAGAAGUGCUGGGAUGCCAAUCCCGAUAAACGGCCGGAAAUGGACGAGGUAGUUUCAUUGCUGGAAGCUAUUGACACAUCCAAAGGUGGAGGUAUGAUCCCUGUGGAUCAGCAGCAGGGUUGUUUUUGCUUCCGUAAGCACAGAGGACCUUGAUCCUUAGUGCAACAAACGAUUAUGAUUUUUAGCUAUUCAAAGAAUCAAUAUGUAUCUAUGGUAAGAAAACUGAAUUUGGAAGACAGGUAAGAGGAAUAUACAAUAGAGGGUAUAGGAAGGAGAAGCUGGUAACGUGUCAAUUCUUAUGUAAAUCCAUAACUCUUGUUUUCUUUUAUUCUUCUUUUUUAUUUGGGUUUUGUGGGUAUGAAUGCUACUUUCAGCUUGGCAAUGUUGCUGGACUGGCCUUAUAACCUUACAAGAUCUUCAUUAUACUUUGUAGUCUUGAUUGAUGUGAUUAAAUUGGAUCUAUUUGCUACA
This is a messenger RNA of Cajanus cajan (pigeon pea), 1849 nucleotides long. RefSeq names its product serine/threonine-protein kinase 52. The record is from RefSeq and is a predicted model, not a curated record. Gene Ontology annotation, molecular function: protein serine/threonine kinase activity; ATP binding. Gene Ontology annotation, cellular component: plasma membrane. NCBI's taxonomy places the organism in Eukaryota, Viridiplantae, Streptophyta, Magnoliopsida, Fabales, Fabaceae. Gene Ontology annotation, biological process: protein phosphorylation.